Amphimedon queenslandica is the source of this 1486-nucleotide messenger RNA. RefSeq names its product IQ and AAA domain-containing protein 1-like. The record is from RefSeq and is a predicted model, not a curated record. Lineage: Eukaryota; Metazoa; Porifera; Demospongiae; Haplosclerida; Niphatidae. The annotation marks the transcript as partial. The transcript has 16 exons.
UGUAGGAUUUUAGAAUUAAAAGGUGAAAUGGUUGGGUUAGAAUUGUUGGAGUAUCAAUAUUUCGAUGAUAUUUUAACUGACAUGAAGCUAACACCAUCUGAUAUAGAGAUCCCCAUACCACGUUAUUUUAUAAUGGAGAACUACAGGGAGCUCAAAGAAAGAGAGAAGAUCCUUGGUACAGUACUAGCUAAAAUGGGACCAGCAGAAACAGAAGUUAAAGAAGAUAUUGAUAUGACAACUGAAGAAGCUAUCAAACUCAUACAGAUUCAUGAGAGAGCUAGGCAAGGAAGACUAAGAGCAAAGCUGAUGAAAGGAAUCAGAGCUCAGGAGGAGAGAGAGAGAGAAGCACAACUGAGAGGACCUCCUAAGCUAAGCAGAGAUGAAGCUGCCACCAGAAUACAAAAAGUAUGGAAAGGAUUCUCUCAAAGGAAAAGGAUUGUAGACAUGAGGAAUGAAGAAAUGCUCUUCCUUGGAAUGGUACCUCCUCCUCUGCCUAAGUCUCAGAAACACUCAGUAAUAGGACAAUCUAAGAAAAUAGAGGAUAAAAGGAGAUUAGCUCAAGAGCAAUAUGAAAAAGAUUAUCAAGAAGCCCUGAUCAGUAUCAAGGAGAGACUGAUAGAAGCUGAAGGACCUGAUAUGAAGGAACAAAUGCAAGAUCAGAUCAGGCAAUGGUUCAUUGAAGUUAGAGAUGCUACUGGUAAAUUUCCUGACUAUCCUGAUGAAGAUGCCGGGGGUUCAGCAGCCAUUUUUAAACAGAGGGAGGAGCCAGAUCCUAAUGAAGAUAACGAUGGAGGCAAAAAGAAGAAAGGUAAAAAAGGCAAGAAGGGGAAAGAGAAAGGGAAAAAGGGGAAGAAAGGAAAGAAAGGAAAAAAAGGAAAAGGAGAAGAAGAAGAGGAAGGCUUCCAAUUGGCACCGUCAAAUUUUAUCCCCACGAUAUCCGAGGGGUCCAGUAACUAUGUUGACGUAUGGAUGGGUCGAUCUGAAGCUCACAACUUUCAACAGAGACACGACUCUGAGCUAAUCAAGGCUCGGAAGAGGGUGGAGAUUGAGGCUGAGAUUAGAGUCAGGGUUGAUGAACUUAUGAGAGAAGAAUUGAAGAAUUUGAAACUAGCUAUUGAGAAGGAUAAAGGUAAAGGUAAAAAAGGAGGAAAGAAGGGAAAGAAAGGGAAAAAAGGAAAAAAAGGAAAAGGGAAAAAGAAAAAAGGAGAGAAAGACCUUACACCCGACAGAACUAUUGAAAGUCUUUAUGAAGAAUUGGCAGGAGAAGGUGUUGUAAUGAAAUGUCCAAAAUAUCAUCUAUCAGAUUAUAUUGGGGACUUUAGUUAUUUAGCUACCACACUGCGUCAGAUGCCUGCUGAUCCUAACAACACAGACAAGAAUGCAGAGAAGAUUGAGCCAAUGCCUUCACUAGCUGAAAUUAAGAGAGUCGUAACUGAACACUGUAUACUACCACUAGGUAAGGGUAUGAUACUAUUGUAUAAUGGAU